This is a messenger RNA of Diplodia corticola, 621 nucleotides long. RefSeq names its product integral membrane mpv17 pmp22 family. The record is from RefSeq and is a predicted model, not a curated record. The transcript has 3 exons. Gene Ontology annotation, cellular component: cytoplasm; membrane. The coding region runs from base 1 to 621 and encodes 206 amino acids. NCBI's taxonomy places the organism in Eukaryota, Fungi, Ascomycota, Dothideomycetes, Botryosphaeriales, Botryosphaeriaceae.
AUGCCUUCUCCUAUGGUCAAUGCCACGCUGCAAGCAGCAGCGCUGUCGUCAAUCUCGAACAUCCUCGCGCAGGUCAUCGACGCCUAUCGGAGCGGUCGCCCGAUCGCCUUCAACCCCAUUGAAUUCCUCCGCUUCGUCGUCCUGACCUUGAUCACCGCCCCACCCAACUACCUGUGGCAGCAAUUCCUCGAACGUACCUUCCCGGCAUAUCCUGGCCCCGCCGGCCUCUCCCAUGCCCACCGCUCGCCGCGCGUAUCCAACGACGGCGAUGUCGAGAAGCGCGGAGAGGAGGGUCUGCUGCACGUCGAAGAGGAGAAGCCGAAGCUCAACCUCAAACAUACCAUCACGAAAUGGUUCGUUGACUGCAUCACCAUGGGCGCCAUCAUGAACACCGUCGCCUUCCUGGUCAUCAUGGGUCUCAUGAAGGGGCAGUCGAGCGCGCAGAUUGGGGGUAAUAUCAGGACGGAGACGAUCCCGAUCAUCGUUGCCGGCUACAAGAUCUGGCCCAUCGCCUCCAUCAUCAGCUUCAGUUUCAUUCCCGUCGAGAGGCGUAUCGUUUUCCUGAGCGCCGUUGGCCUCUGCUGGGGCAUUUACAUGAGCCUCGUCGCCGCCAGGGUUUAA